GGGGGGGGGUAUUAUUCUUCGGCCAAGCCGGGUGUCCGUUGUUUAUUGGCAUGGUAUAUUGUUCUCGGCGUUUUUUCGGCAGACUGCCGGAUACCUAUUAUUAGGGUGCUGUGUGCGUUGGCCCGGUAUUGUGUGCGGUGUUCGUUUGUAAGUAUUUCCGGCGUUUUCGCCACACCCAAUGCUCAGGGCGUCCUCAUGUACAUCGAGACAAGUACUUCAAUGUUUACAUAUAUAUGCCGACCGUGCCUGCAUGCGACACCCCAUAGCACGACGUUAUCAGAGGCCAAACUCAUUGUUGCUGUCGGUGCCGUGCUACUGUCGCUAUUCGACCAUUCUUGCAUUNAACCUAUAAUUAGGGUGCUGUGUGCGUUGGCCCGGUAUUGUGUGCGGUGCUCGUUUGUAAGUAUUUCUGGCGUUUUCGCCACACCCAAUGCUCAGGGCGUCCAUCGAGACAAGUACUUCAAUGUUUACAUAUAUAUGCCGACCGUGCCUGCAUGCGACACCCCAUAGCACGACGUUAUCAGAGGCCAAACUCAUUGUUGCUGUCGGUGCCGUGCUACUGUCGCUAUUCGACCAUUCUUGCAUGUUUUUCUUCGGGAAUCAGGAGAGUUAUGCACUGCUAGGUGAGGGUCCCGACUCCAACAGGCACAAGCGUGUGCGGUGCAACAACAGAGGGGUACCACCAACAGCAAUGUCAGUUCAAACCUAGCUGACGCCAUUCAAGAGUACUGCACCUAUGGUUGGUAUUGCAGCACAAUUCUAAGUGCUAUACAACCACAAGAUCAGCAGCUAACAUAAUCAAUGCUCGGUGUUGCCGGCACUGUGUCAGGGCAUAAGCACGGUGCCUGUAU
Molecule: messenger RNA, 851 nt
Organism: Ectocarpus sp. CCAP 1310/34
Lineage: Eukaryota; Phaeophyceae; Ectocarpales; Ectocarpaceae
Source: the annotation of a GenBank genome assembly